This is a messenger RNA of Glycine soja, 2290 nucleotides long. RefSeq names its product protein IQ-DOMAIN 1-like. Gene Ontology annotation, molecular function: protein binding. Lineage: Eukaryota; Viridiplantae; Streptophyta; Magnoliopsida; Fabales; Fabaceae. The coding region runs from base 206 to 1591 and encodes 461 amino acids. The transcript has 6 exons. The record is from RefSeq and is a predicted model, not a curated record.
GGACCCAGUUAGCAUGUGGAUAUUGUUAUGUUACAUUUCCGGUAGUUGAAGUUUCCUCCUUCAAGGCAAGAUCUGGUCCCUCUCUCUCUCUCUCUUCUUCUCUUGUUGUGGGCCUCAACUUGAUCUAUUACUCUGCCACACCAAGUAAGUGUACCUUUGAAUUUGAUUUGCAGGAUUCUGGGAUUCUCAUGCAAAGAAAUUGCAAAUGGGGAAAAAAGGAAGUUGGUUUUCUGCAGUGAAGAAAGUUUUCAGUUCAGAUUCCAAAAAAGACAAGAAAAAACAGAAAAGCGACAAGUCAAAGAAAGCAAGCAGUGACAAGGAUGCAGAAGCAGCUGUUGUUCUUCCACCAAUAGAAGAUGCCAAAUUAAUUGAGGCAGAGAAGGAACAGAGCAAACAUGCUGCUUCUUUGGCUUUUGCCACUGCUGUUGCUGCAGAGGCUGCUGUUGCCGCUGCUCAGGCUGCUGCCGAGGUUGUUCGUCUCACAAGUAUGCCACAUUACACUGGAAGGACUAAGGAAGAAAUUGCAGCCAUCAAGGUUCAGACUGCAUUCCGUGGAUAUAUGGCAAGAAGGGCAUUGCGUGCGUUGAGAGGAUUGGUGAGGUUGAAAACAUUAGUACAAGGGCAAUCUGUUAAACGGCAAGCUGCUAGCACCCUACGAAGCAUGCAAACUCUAGCAAGAUUACAGUCUCAGAUUCGUGAAAGGAGAAUUAGAAUGUCCGAAGAGAACCAAGCUCUUCAGCGCCAACUACAUCAGAAACAUGAAAAAGAACUUGAGAAGUUGCGUGCUGCUGUUGGAGAAGAAUGGGAUGAUAGCUCGCAGUCAAAGGAGCAAAUUGAAGCAAAAUUGUUGCACAGGCAAGAAGCUGCUUUGAGAAGAGAGAGAGCUUUGGCCUAUUCAUUCUCACAUCAGCAAACAUGGAAGGGCUCUUCAAAGUCAUUAAAUCCAACAUUUAUGGAUCCAAACAAUCCCCAAUGGGGGUGGAGUUGGCUAGAGAGAUGGAUGGCUACUAGGCCAUGGGAUGGCCAUAGCACUGUGGUGGAUCACAAUGACCAUGCAUCUGUGAAGAGUGCAGCGAGCCGUGCCGUGUCUGUAGGGCAAAUCACCAAAUUGUACUCUCUCCAAGAUAAAAAACCUUCCCCUUUUGGCUCAAAAGCAAGAAGACCUGCCCCUCAAAGUUCCCAUUCAAAGGCACCAUCUACUAAUGGAAAAGCAAGGCCAUCAAGCUCAACAAAGGGUAGUAGUGUUUGGGGUGGAGAUGAGGACUCAAGAAGCAUGUUUAGUGUUCAGUCGGAGCGCUACCGCCGACACAGCAUUGCAGGAUCCUCAGUGAGAGAUGAUGAUAGCCUUGCAAGCACACCUGCCAUUCCAAGUUACAUGGCAGCCACAAGCUCAGCAAAGGCCAGGUCCAAAAUCAUAAGGCAUUCACCUGAAAAAAAAGGUGGUGGUGGUUCUGUUUCUGCAAGGAAGCGACUUUCUUUCUCACCCUCUUCUGCUGCUAAUUCAAGAAGGCAUUCUGAUCCUCCUAAGGUGGAAAUGGUUUACAAUAAGGAUGCUGCUGCGGCUACAGUAAGCAAUGGAAGGGGAAGGUAGUGUGCUGGGGAUGUCAUUGCCACUUCAGCAAUUCUUGUAGGAGCACAAUAUCUAUGGAUCUAUUUGGAUAAACUUCUCCAUAAUCACUUAUAAAUGAAGAAAAACAAAAGUAAUAUAGUCAAUUAAAUUUCUUUCGUAAGUUAAACUCAACUCGUGCACUUCGACUUUUAUAUAACUUCACUCAUCUAACUUUUCCACAGAUUGAGGUAGGUUGAUUUUAACUUUAGAAAGCUGUUUGAUUCAAUUUGCUUUUUUAUUUUUCUUCUUCUUUUAUAAGUGUUUUUGGAGAAGUUUAUUCAAAUAACACCUAUUAGCACAACCAAUUAAAAGACUCAAGAUAACAUUAAAAUAACUUCAGCACAAAUUAUAUUUUAAUGCAUCUUAAGCUUUUGAUUAGUUGUGUCUAUAGAGACUGUCUCAUGCGAGAACUACUCUUUUGGCCCCAAGUCUCUUAGAACUAUGAAUGAAGAUUUUGAUAGUUGCUUUGGUCCUCUUCUUCAGCUCCCCUCUUGAUGGUGCCUUCAGGAGUGAGAUACAAAACAAAAUUGGCUUAUUCAGUUUGUUCAUAUAAAAAAAAAUAGUUAUUUUCGUAAAUCUUUGUCAAACAUCUUUUACAUUUCUUCUUAACAAACUGUCUAGGUAGAUUGGUUUUUAGGAGUGACCCUAGUUUGUUUUAUGACAAAUUAUUUUUUUGGUUUA